This is a messenger RNA of Orycteropus afer afer, 500 nucleotides long. It is a transcript of the gene ATG12, whose product is annotated as autophagy related 12. The record is from RefSeq and is a predicted model, not a curated record. Gene Ontology annotation, cellular component: cytoplasm; phagophore assembly site membrane; Atg12-Atg5-Atg16 complex. Gene Ontology annotation, biological process: nucleophagy; C-terminal protein lipidation; autophagy of mitochondrion. Lineage: Eukaryota; Metazoa; Chordata; Mammalia; Tubulidentata; Orycteropodidae.
CGCCCCCUGCACGUGCACAGCCGCCACUUCCGCUUUCUCGUCCCAUCGAGCAAGAUGGCAGAGGAGCCGGAGUCGGUGCUGCAGCUCCCUCCCUCGACUGCUUCUGGUGGCGAAGGACUUUCGGAGGUCUCCCCAGAAACCGUCACCCCUGAGCCCCCUUCUUCCGCUGCGGUUUCCCCAGGAACAGAGGAACCUGCCGGAGACAUCAAGAAAAAAAUUGACAUCCUGCUAAAGGCUGUGGGAGAUACCCCUAUUAUGAAAACAAAGAAGUGGGCUGUAGAGCGAACUCGAACCAUCCAAGGACUCAUUGACUUCAUCAAAAAAUUCCUUAAACUUGUGGCCUCAGAACAGUUGUUUAUUUAUGUGAAUCAAUCCUUUGCCCCUUCCCCAGACCAGGAAGUUGGAACGCUCUAUGAGUGUUUUGGCAGUGAUGGUAAACUGGUCCUACAUUACUGCAAAUCUCAGGCUUGGGGGUGACCUAUAAAGAAAACAACUUGCUA